AUGGCAGACACGGAGCUGGACACCCUGCCUUCCGACACGGCCUCUCUCAGCGACUCCGACUCGGACAUCAGUCUGCCGGGCACUGGUGAGGUGGAGGCGCUGUCCCCUGAGGACCUGCGUGGCGAAGCCGAGGAGGAUUCGGGCCCCGACGAGCCCCCCUCGUCCCCAGUGGGCCCGCCCCGAGCAGCGGCACAGCCGUUCCACCUGAAAGGCGUGAGCACCCCGUUCUCCCAGCGCAGCCGCGACAUCUUCGCCUGCCUCGAUGGUGUGGCCCACGCCAGCAGGGGCGACAGUGGGGGCUUCAAGCGGCCUCUGCCCCCCCAGGGCCAGACACCAGGCGAGAGCCAGGCCAGGGCUAGCCAGAGCCCAGGCCCUCAGAAGGUGCCCUCUGUCCCCGACUAUGUGACCCACCCCGAGCGCUGGACCAAGUACAGCCUGGAGGACGUGGCCAAAGGCAGCGAGCAGAGCAAUCGGGCCGCAGCCCUGGCCUUCCUGGCCUCCCGGAGCCCAGCUGCAUCCCCUGACUAUGCCCCUUCCUUCAACCAGGACCCCUCCAGCCGCGGGGAGAGGAGGGUCGUUUUCACCAAACCUGCAAAGCUUGGUGAGGCCAGGCCCGAGAGGGGCCUGCGGAGGGCAGGAAUGCUGGGCACGGCCGAGGACACAGUGAAGCUGGCCCACCUGGCCUCAAACCCAGAGACUGAGGAGGGUGGUUCCCAGGAGGCCCUGCAGAAUGUGGGGGAGCCUGAGGAGGCCCCCGGAGGACUAGCCCUGGAUGCUGGGCCGUCUGAGCUGAUGGAGAAGGUGGGCUUCCACAGCAGCAAGAAGCGGAGCCGGGACCACUUCCGGACCAAAGGUGACGGGCCUGAAGACCCGGGAGCUGAGGCCUGA
Elephantulus edwardii (Cape elephant shrew) is the source of this 888-nucleotide messenger RNA. It is a transcript of the gene TSSC4, whose product is annotated as tumor suppressing subtransferable candidate 4. The record is from RefSeq and is a predicted model, not a curated record. The transcript has a single exon. Bases 1 to 888 code for a protein of 295 amino acids. Lineage: Eukaryota; Metazoa; Chordata; Mammalia; Macroscelidea; Macroscelididae.